Messenger RNA from Exophiala aquamarina CBS 119918, 1041 nucleotides. RefSeq lists its product as uncharacterized. The annotation marks the transcript as partial. Lineage: Eukaryota; Fungi; Ascomycota; Eurotiomycetes; Chaetothyriales; Herpotrichiellaceae. The transcript has a single exon. Gene Ontology annotation, molecular function: DNA-binding transcription activator activity, RNA polymerase II-specific. Gene Ontology annotation, biological process: regulation of transcription by RNA polymerase II. The record is from RefSeq and is a predicted model, not a curated record.
AUGGACAUGGUCAAGGCGGUUGAGCAGCCGAGCCGGAAAAGGAACACCAGGUCGUCCAAGCAAGCUCCGAGCCAUGUUGAGUCAGCAAUGGGAGGGUUGGGUGCUUUCGACAUCGACGACAUGAUCUUGUGGCAUCAAUUUAUCACAUCCACCGCUUUGACAUUUUCUAGACCCUGGAAAUCCGAGAUACCUGUCCUCGCUGGCUCACACGACUUCCUAAUGCACGGAAUAUUGGCCACUGCAGCCAUGCACAUGGCAUACCUCCAUCCUGAACAAUAUUCCCAAUACUUCUACAAGGCAGCAAGCCACCAGUAUCUUGCUGUCGGCCCAUUCCGGGCAUCAAUGUUGGCUGUAGGGCCGGACAAUUGCAAUGCCGUUUUCGCCUUCUCGACUUUGCUGGUCAUCUUGAGCCUCAAUUCUCAAAAUUGUGAAGCUACAGUGCUAUCUAGUACCAUUAAUCAAGCCUGCAGAGAUCUCGUUACCUGGAUCAUUUUCCUCAGAGGUUGCGGAUCCUUGUUUCUAUCCCUAAAACACUAUAUCGAGCUCGGUCCACUGUCGCCGUUGGCAAGUUUCUGCUUGCCGACAGAAGUAGCCAUACGAAGCGACGAUGAUCGAGCGUUUUGUCGGCUGUCUGAAGAUCUCUUGACAGAUGUGUUGGUUCUUCAAGCAAGCUCGAAGGAGGAACUAGAAGCCUACCGGCGAUCUAUCUACCAACUUCGACUCACAGCUGCAGCACCGUGGAGUGGGGAUUCGUUGACAAAUCUCAAAACAAUCAUGUUGGCAUGGCCUAAUAGAAUACCAGACCUAUUCAUUCGACUCUUUGAUGAGCACCGUCCCCCAGCAAUGAUCAUAAUGGCUUAUUUUUGCACCCUCAUGAAGAGAUUUGAUGGGUACUGGUAUAUGGAAGGCCGUGCUGAUGCAGUGCUUAACGCACUGCGGCUUGAACUGGCACCUGAGUGGCACAAGUAUCUUGGAUAUCUGUUGACGAGGGCGAAACAUGAUAGCAGAAGGCUGGAAAACUUUGGAGAUGACUACCGAAAU